This is a messenger RNA of Exserohilum turcica Et28A, 315 nucleotides long. RefSeq lists its product as uncharacterized. The transcript is spliced from 3 exons. The record is from RefSeq and is a predicted model, not a curated record. The coding region runs from base 1 to 315 and encodes 104 amino acids. Lineage: Eukaryota; Fungi; Ascomycota; Dothideomycetes; Pleosporales; Pleosporaceae.
AUGGCAAGCCCAGAAUCUUGGUCGCAGCGUCUUCGAGAACACUGCCUCGUUCGAGGCUUGCCAGAGCCUACCUACACUGACCUCUCGGACCGCAGAGGAGGCCGCACCGCCUGGACUACCAUGGUCGCCGUAAGCGGUACUAGCUACCAGGCCCGCUUCUGGUACGAUGGCACCUAUCUCCACCAAGCAAAAGAAGACUGUUCCGAGGUGGCCCUGAGGUCCAUCACUGGGUACACAAACUCGGCCCAGACACCACCACCAGCCAGUCACUAUCGAAGCCUGGCCACCCAGCUCGACCAGUCCAUCACCUCCUGA